AUGUCAAUCAUUAUAUCAAGAGUAGUUGCAUUUGAUUUUUAUCGCUUGAAAAAUAAUUUUGCAGCUACUCCUGACAACCUUUCAACAAUUGAUGAUAAUACUCGAUACGCUGCUAGUUAUCUUGCUCCUUUUGCAUCUGAAGAUGCUGUAGAUCAUCCUUUUGAAUUAAUCAAUAGUCAUGAAGAUCUUACUACUAAUCUUUAUGGCUCCAUUAUUUCUUUAAACAAGCGUACUGAUGAUUGUCAAAAAUAUCACAAAGUGGCUAUUAAUGAUAAUUGUUACACUUUAAGUUUAAAGUAUCAAGUCGAUAUGAAUGAUAUUCUUGAAUGGAAUAGUCAAAUUAAUAGUAAAUGUACUAAUCUUUAUCCUGGAAAAUCGUACUGUGUUCAAAAGAAAGAAAAUACCAUAUUAAAUACCACGUUGAAAAAUGCAGAUAAUUGUAACUCAAUUACUAAAAAGUAUGGCAUUACCCUUGAUGAAUUUUACAAUAUGAAUCCUUCUAUAAAUAGAGGUUCUUGUAAUAAUUUAAGAACGGGUAAGGCCUACUGUAUUAAGCAAGAAGCCAGAGUAAAGUCCAUUGCUAAAAAACGUACUACUACUACUUUACGCCGUACAAGAAGAUCUACUAAAACUAAAAAAUCACAAUUGAAGGCAUCUUCCACUAAUAAACGAAAGACAACUAGGACUAAAACGACUCUAGUUACUAGAAGAAAGAAAACCAAGACUACUACUCUCUCUACUGAUAAGCGUAAAUUGCUCCAGAAACGAUCUGAGUUUACCUACUACUGGAUUGCGCAUCCUGAUGAUUACAGCCAUAGUGGUAAACAGGUUACCAUCAAGACCUGUCAGGGGAAAAGUUUAGGUACCGUCUCUGAAGAAUAUGCUGAUGCUCUAGUUAUGGAAGGUACUGGUAUCGUGAAUGGUAAGAUCAUUAACCUUGGGGGUUGCUCCUGUAGUAAUUAUAAAUGCUUUAUGGAAGUGGAUAAGAAAGAGGAUCCAUUUGGUUUAACAGCAUUUGGAAGCCCUCUUCGUCCAUUUAUUACUAUUGCUGCUAAUGAUAUUAAGCGAAAUACAAAGAUCUUUAUUCCUCAAAUAGUGGGUUGGGAAGUUCCUGGUUCUUCAAAGAAACAUAAUGGCUGUUUACUUGCUGAUGAUCGUAGCUGGAGCUUUGAUAAUAAUCAUAUUGAUUUUUAUGUUUAUCGUGAAAAGAAUUAUCGUGACUUGAACAAAAAGUAUAAAAUCAGUGAAGUCGAUGUUUAUGAAGGUGGCAAUUGUAACCUUCUUAAUUAUUUAUAA
Molecule: messenger RNA, 1296 nt
Organism: Cokeromyces recurvatus
Lineage: Eukaryota; Fungi; Mucoromycota; Mucoromycetes; Mucorales; Mucoraceae
Exons: 5
Coding region: 1-1296 (431 amino acids)
Source: RefSeq, a predicted model, not a curated record